UCUGAGGAUUCAAACUACGGCCGGCCCUCUGAUUCAGACCUGUCAUUGGAUGAGGAGAGAGAAGCUUUAAGAAGAGAGACCGAAAGACAAGCAUUAGCACAAUUAGAAAAAGCUAGGACAAAGCCAGUUGCCUUUGCGGUACGAACAAAUGUAAAUUAUGACGGUUCUAUAGAUGACGACUCCCCUGUGCAAGGAUGCGCAAUAUCUUUUGAAGUAAAAGACUUCCUACAUAUAAAAGAGAAAUACAACAAUGACUGGUGGAUUGGUAAAUUAGUAAAAGAAGGAGCCGAUAUAGGCUUCAUUCCUAGUCCAGCCAAGCUAGAGAACAUGAGGUUACAGGCUUCAGGGACAAGAAAUAGACUUGGAAAGUCCACCAGUGGUCUCAGUUCCAGCUCUAACCUCGGCGACUUCCCGACCGGACUACCUAACUCAAAGUCAUCCAAUUCAAGAGGUUCUACUCCCCCAACUCCAGAUGGGGACCAGAACGGGCUAGAAGAGGACACAGGCGAUACGCUAAGUCGGUCAAGAGGAAGCACGAUUUCGCCACAGCCUAAGGAGAAGCGUAAACCAUUCUUCAAGAAGACGGAAAAUGUUCCUCCAUAUGAUGUGGUGCCAUCAAUGCGACCUGUUGUACUGGUCGGCCCCUCCCUCAAGGGUUAUGAGGUCACUGAUAUGAUGCAGAAAGCACUCUUUGAUUACUUGAAAAGAAAGUUUGAAGGAAGGAUUUGCAUCACACGUGUGACAGCAGACAUUGCCCUUGCCAAGCGGUCAGUUCUCAACAAUCCUAAAAGUCGGCAGAUCAUUGAACGGUCUAAUAGUCGCUCAUCCAGUAUAGCUGAAGUGCAGGCGGAGAUAGAUAGAAUAUUUGAGUUAGCGCGUAGCAUGCAGCUUGUCAUCCUGGAUUGCGACACCAUCAAUCACCCUAGUCAACUUGCUAAGACGUCUCUUGCCCCUAUCAUUGUCUAUGUCAAAAUCUCUUCUCCAAAGGUACUACAACGGCUAAUAAAAUCCCGCUCAAAAUCUCAGAGUAGAAACAUGAAUGUACAGCUAGUAGCAUCCGACAAACUAGCUCAGUGCCCUCCUGACCUCUUUGAUGUGAUAUUGGAUGAGAAUCAAUUAGAAGAUGCUUGUGAGCACAUGGCUGAAUACCUAGAAGCAUACUGGCGGGCCACCCAUGGGCCAGAGGUAGAGGUCCCCGCCAAGGCAGGCCCCCAACACAACUCACCAAUGCAUAACAUUCUACAGCGGGUAGGCUCGCACCGCAGUCAUUCAGAGAAGCAGGACAAGAAAGCGGACUACCACCAUCAUAAACGGGGCAAGGACGAGAACGACGGAAGCGACCCCAACGAGCCUUACGAGAGCGGAUACCGCAGUGAUUCCCGUGAGCAUCCAAGCGAUUACAUAAGGGAUGACAGGGACGCUCGCUAUAACCAGAGGCCCGUCUCGCCCACAGACGGUAGAGGAUAUUUUGAUAAUGAUCGGAGGGAUCGUGACAAGGAUAGAGACUAUGAUUCCCAUGGAGGAAGGAAACAUGUGAAGGGAGACAGGACUCGUGAUGUCGAACGAGGUCCUCAUGAUAGAGGACCCCGGGAUAGGCAUUAUACCGAAAGAGAUGCGGUCAGGUACGAGAGUGAAUACCCGAGUAGACAAGAACAGAGAAAUCGCUAUGCAGACAGAGAACGUGAUCGCUAUGAUGAUAGGUCAGGUCAGGUCAGCGAGCGUGGGCGGUAUCCGCCGGAGAGGGGGUCCAGCUCUCGCGGUGGACACAGUCGGGAGCACGAGAUCGAGAUGGAGGAGAUGUUUGGCAGACGAGGUCGCGAGGGUCCAACAUACCCUGAGCAGUACCAUCAACGGUACCAGGACUCUAGAGAAAGGGUACGGCGCGAUGCCUCACCGGGUCCUCGCCAGCGCAUGGGGCGUCCCUGACGCUGACCUCCUGCUUCCGCCUAUCACGGUGGUCUCAUUUUAUUUUGGAAGUUUCAUCAAUGCCAGUAGAGCAACCUAACUCCACGUGGAGUUGAUAUCUCGUACUGCGAGCAUUGAAUUUAUGUGUUCCAGCCAAGUUGUACUCUCAACACAGUUCCUGCAGCAGUUGUAGUAGUCCAGCCUUCUUUCUACUACUUUUUUCUAUGAAAAAAAUGGCUGUGUAUGUUGGAGUUGCCUGAUUUCUGAUAGUUUUUUUUUUACGCUUCUCUAUAACUUCAGAUCUUUUGAAUCAGAGCAUUCUGCAUAUGGUAUCGCGUGAUCGAGAGAGGUAGCGCAUUGAAUUGCUAAAGAAAGCAUUUUUGGUGGCAGCAGCUUGGUGUUGGGUCUUGACAGUAUCAACCAGUGGUCAUUUGAGAACCACUUGAUAAGAGUUAGGAAAGAGAUCGGUUUAUUAUCCAAGUGACCACUGCAACCAAAUGACAUCUAUUUACUAACCAACGGUGUCAAACUUUUGAUGGAUUUUUGAAAAGAAGAUGAUUCACCUCAAUAGAAUUCUAAAGAAGUUCUGGUGAAAUGGGAAGUUUGUGAUCUAUCUCUCUCAUUCUCUCUUUUCUCUAUCAUUUUGUUGUUUCCAAGUUUUUAAAGAUUUAUUCAGCAUAUUUUUGGGGUGAUCAAAUUUCUAUACUUCUGACAUUUAGACAUAUAUCAUGACUUGACUACUUGGACAGAGCUCAUGUUAGGUAGUGUUUGACAAACUAACAAUACUUUGAAAGUGUUUUGAAUAUCAUGAAGAUAAGUCAGCACACAGUGGCUAUGUGUAGUAUACACAGAAAAAAAAGGAGUAAACGACAGAAUUGUAAUUCACUGAAUUAGAAGGAAGUGAAUGUAUUUGGAGAAGGGGUUUUGAACCACCACAUCGUCAAAAUAUUUGACGAUUGGUUGAGAUUUGACAGACCAUCCUGUGGGUGUUAUAAUUAACCUCUGCAGGCAGGGUUCUUUGUAUCACAUGAUUUAUGAUGCGGUGAUCACAUGAUCAGUACACAGUGGUCACAUGACCAGUCUGUAUCAAUUCCAUUUUUUUCCACGGUUGGUCCGCAAGCUUUGUAACUUUUGUAUAGAUGUGUGAGAAAUGCAUGCUAUAGAAACAAAUUUGUUUUGCUUGAGCUUGUAUCUCAAAAAUGUAGAACAAAUCUUUGUCGUUUUUCCCCUACGAUUUCACCGUAUAAAAUCACACUUGUGUGUGUUUUGUAACUAUUUUCCACUUCUUGAAUUUAAUUUUUUUUUGGUCUGAUUUCUGUCUGUUCCCAUUGAUCAAUUCUUAUCCUUUUUGUAUCCUGUUUCUUUUUUGUGGUUGUCAUGUAUUUCUGCCCUAUCUGUCUUCAAAUAUUUUCCUGCGAAACAUUCAUAAACACAGAAGAAUUGUACAUGUUUAUAAUAUUAUACAUGUUUGUGCCAUGGUCGUUUAGUAGAAAGCACAAGAUUCUUCCAUACCUACGACAGUGUUCUAAAACAUUCAUAAUAUGGUUGAGAUAAGAGGUCCAGGAUUGGUGUAUCUUUGCAUGAUAAAAAUUACAAUUUUAUCGUUAAAACAGUGUGUGCAUAGUAGAGACAAGAAUCAUAUAUAUAAAUAUAUAUACAUAUAACAUUUAUUAUAUCAUCGCUAGUGAAAUAUAUCAGUUUUAUCAAUGGUUUGGGUGAUUAACUAAACAGUAAAAGACAAACUAUUAGAGAGAUGGUUUAGAUGUUUUGAAUGCUUGCCUCCAAAGUGAGGCCUUUUGCUAUUCAGAUGGAUAACCUGUUUGAAAUAGCUCUAUGAGAUUGAGUCUCUCUUCAACUUCUGAACAGUAUAAUAUUAUUAUCCAAUGGAGGACUAAAUGACAUAAUUAAAGAUCAAGAGAUAAGUUUCACCACAUCAUCUCAUGACCCAUAUUUUGUAGGUUAUGCAAAGUUUUUACCCAGCCAGUCUGAAGAACCAAUUUACUUUCCAUUUUAAGACUCUAAUAAUGCAAAGCGAUUAAGAGUUUAUUAAAUCAUUAACAAUGGAAGGGGGUAAGGAGGACAAUUUUGAAAAUAUUGUAUUCUCAAAGUUUUGUAAUUCAUUCCAUCACAAAAAGAGGCAUACUAUAAUCAUGACAGUACCAUGGAUCAUGCAUUGGUAACUUUAAAUUACUUAACAGGAUUAAAAAUCUCUGCCCCACUGACUUAUCUCUGCACAUAGACUUAUCCCAUGAGUAGUUUAUUGAACCAUUUUCAAAAUUGAUUUAAAAAAUGUGUCCAUUCAGUGAAAAACCUCAUUGGAAGGCAUAUACCGUACCAAAUCAGUCAUUUGAGCUGCAUAUUGAAACUUCAUAGAAUGUGCCUCUCUGAAAGAGUGAAUCUUCCUCUACCAUUUUGCUAAAAUAUGAAGUCUUUAGAUCAAAUGAAAAAUUUAUGAAAGCAUUCUUAAAGGCCAUUUCUUCCCAAACUGCUGAGUUUUAAGAGAUCAUGUGAAGAAUAAAUGCUUGAUGCUUGUGAACCAACAUUUUCAAACCCUUUUUUUCUCCAUAUUUUGUAAUUCUCUUUCCAAAAUUUUAUGAUAAUUCCACCAAUUGCGAAAAAGUAUUAACCCUGGUUCAUAAGCUACAUACCACAAGUCCAGUGGUUAAGGUCCUUAGAGAGACCAGGUAAUGAGGAUUAAUACCUUAACAACCAACUUGGUUUAGAACCCCGGGUUCCAGAUUGCAAGACUUCUACCACUUUACAGGUGAUCAGAGCUCUAGGAUUUGUUCUUUCAAACUCAACUUAAUCUCAUCUGAAUGGGUGUGGGUUUUGAUCUGGUCUGUCCCAAAUUAAUUAAAAAAAACUAAAUUGUGAGGAAGGGUGAAGUACUGAAAUGAUGAUGUCUCAAAAUACUUUCCUUUUGCUUAUCAGCAUUUUUGUAUACCAUGUCUCGGUGGAGCAUGAUGAAAUCCAAAAUUUGAUGAGAAUCAGUUUGCAGGGGCCCCAAAAUAUGGUCAUACAUGAAUGAAUAUCUUUGAUGAAUUGAGCAUUUGUAUGGUCAUUCCUUGGGCCACCGUGAACCUGAUCCCCACUACAAUGCCUUUUAAAAUGCAACAUACAAUUGGAAUCCUGAUUUCGGAUGUCACAAAGUCAUAGCCCGUUUUAUUGUAGAACAAAGAUUUUUUUUAUUCACUCCUUUUCCCCACUAUUUGUUUAUUUAUUGAUUGAUUUAUUAAUUCCUUCAUUCGUUUAUAACUACCUAUUUAUUUGGUUUUCAUUCUUAUUAAUUUCAUAUAGUCAUAAUAAUAUUCCUUUCUCUUAUUAUACAUACACAUUAAUAACAUAUUAUAUUAUUUCAUAUUUUACUUCAUGUAACUCUUUGGUUUAUACUUUAUCGAUAUUACCUCCUGGUUUCAUACAAUUACACAUUAUAAAAAAGUUAAACAGUUUUGAAAUGAAAAUGUUUCUAGUUAAAGGAUCAUGAUGAACUUCAAAUGUUAAUGGAGAAAAAUCUGAUAUACUUGCCAAUGCCAACCUUGUCCGCACA
This is a messenger RNA of Lytechinus pictus (painted urchin), 5452 nucleotides long. Its product is annotated as voltage-dependent L-type calcium channel subunit beta-2-like. The record is from RefSeq and is a predicted model, not a curated record. Lineage: Eukaryota; Metazoa; Echinodermata; Echinoidea; Temnopleuroida; Toxopneustidae. The coding region runs from base 328 to 1926 and encodes 532 amino acids. Gene Ontology annotation, cellular component: voltage-gated calcium channel complex. The transcript is spliced from 10 exons. Gene Ontology annotation, biological process: calcium ion transmembrane transport. Gene Ontology annotation, molecular function: voltage-gated calcium channel activity.